CCUGCUUCCGGUCCCCGGGUCCCGGUCCUUAGUUUAGUUGUUUUUUGUUUUAUGGGUUGAUUGAUAAUAAUGCCAUAAAAACACAUCUCGAUUAGAAAACAAUUUUGAAAAUAUUACCGGUGUGAAAAUUUGUAAAAAGUGUUAUUUUUCAUCGUAAAAGUGGUGACCUCAAGAGCUUAAUAUUACAAUGAAUUCAGAUUCAGAAGAAGGAGAAGAUUACAUUGUUGAGAGAAUCAUCCAGAAACGAAUUCGUAACGGGAUAGUCGAGUAUUACCUCAAAUGGGAAGGUUUUACCGAAGAGUACAACACAUGGGAACCAGAAGGUAAUCUGAAUUGCUUCGAACUUAUACAAGAUUUUGAAGACAAAUUAACUAACGAAAAGAAGAAAAAACAACGAGAGAAAAAUUCGCUAUCUACGACUGCUACAGUUAAAAGUAAACCUGGUCCUUUAAGUUCGAAAAAACGUCCAGCAAAUGAAAAUAGAGAAAACACUCGCUCCAAUAAUGAUCCUCAAGCAUCGUCUAGUAGUAAAUCAAUACCAAUACCAAAAGAUAAUGGGUUUCAACGCGGCUUGGAACCAGAUAUAAUUUUAGGCGCUUCGAAUGUCCCAGGAGAACUCAUGCUAUUAAUGCAGUGGAAGAAUGGUGAAUUGGAACUGGUAUGUUCAAAGGAUGCGAAAGAAAAAUGUCCUCAAUUAGUUAUAGAUUUUUAUGAAAAACACGUCAUGUGGAAUGAUUGAUUAUUUUGAUGAAAUUUUUGUUACGAGUAUUAUUAUUUUUAUUGAUGAAAUUUUCGUUAUAAGCUCCAUUGUGUGACUCAGUCCAGUUUGUAUGUAUCUAUAAUUGUGAGAUGUCGACGUAAAAUUUAAUUUUAUAUGUGUACGUUUGUAAUUUUUUUCAGCUGUGUUGUAAAUAUGUAUUCAAUUGUUUCCAUUAUUAUAAGCUUUUUUUAUUAUUCAUUUUUUGCUGAUAAUUCAUUGUGACUAUGUUAAUGCAUUUAUGUACCUAUUCGUCUAAAUAAACCAGUGUUUUGAUACGUGA
Molecule: messenger RNA, 1040 nt
Organism: Planococcus citri (citrus mealybug)
Lineage: Eukaryota; Metazoa; Arthropoda; Insecta; Hemiptera; Pseudococcidae
Product: chromobox protein homolog 5-like
Exons: 2
Coding region: 188-739 (183 amino acids)
Biological process (GO): negative regulation of transcription by RNA polymerase II; chromatin organization
Cellular component (GO): pericentric heterochromatin; nucleus
Molecular function (GO): chromatin binding
Source: RefSeq, a predicted model, not a curated record